This is a messenger RNA of Penicillium canariense, 1140 nucleotides long. Its product is annotated as transcription initiation factor IIA large subunit. Gene Ontology annotation, cellular component: transcription factor TFIIA complex. Lineage: Eukaryota; Fungi; Ascomycota; Eurotiomycetes; Eurotiales; Aspergillaceae. The record is from RefSeq and is a predicted model, not a curated record. The transcript has 4 exons. Gene Ontology annotation, biological process: transcription initiation at RNA polymerase II promoter; transcription by RNA polymerase II. Bases 1 to 1140 code for a protein of 379 amino acids.
AUGUCGAACCAGCAAGUGGGCACGGUGUUCGAGAAAGUCAUCAAGGACGUCUGCGAGCAAUCUCAGGUCGACUUUGAGGAGAGCGGUGUCGACCAGAAGACACUGCUAGAUCUGCGCGAUACCUGGCAGAAGAAGCUCUCGUCGGUCAACGUCGCUCAGUUCCCCUGGGAUCCUCCAGUCCAACCUAUCCCCCAAGCCCCCCUCCCUCCUCAGGCAACCGUGCCAUCCAACGCUCCCCGCCCACCCCCUCAGCCUCAACAUGUCCAGCCCCCAGUUUCAAUGCCACAGUCUGUACCUGGGCCGGCUCCUGCCCAUAUGGCACCGGUCGCACCGGCACCCAUGAUGGCCCCUCGGAUCAAAACAGAGCCCGGUACCAAUGGCCCGCCUCCGAUGCCUCCGAUGCACAACAACAUGCCUGCGAACACGCCUAACCCGCAAAUGGCGCGCGACCGCGCUGCGGCUCAAUUGACCCAGAGAUUCGGUGCCUCCGCUGCCACCUCAGUGAGCCAGCUCCAGUCUCAGCCUGCGGGACCGCAACCUUAUCCGCAGAUGCACCACCCUACCAAUGGCCAGAUGCCUCAGAUUAAGCAGGAGCCCAGUCAUCCCUCCAUGGGGCCCAGCCAGACCGAUGGCGCCCAUGAUGUACUAGCUGACUGGAAGGCAGAAGUUGUGCGUCGCAGAGAGGCCGCUAGGAAUGGCCAAGGUGAUCAUCUUCUCCGCGAGUAUCUGAAGCAUCGGAUGAACGGCUUGGAAGCCGGCGGUCUGCUUCGUCCCCUGGCAGAGCAGGAAUCUUCAGUCACGACGGCUCGUCGUGCAGCUCUUGUUGCCCCUUUGAUCCGAGCAAAGGCUUUGGAGUCCGAUUCAUUUACCUCCGGGAUGCCUGGUCAGUACGAUGGUGCCGACGAGGACCUCAAGGAGGAAGUGGACGAGGAUGCAAUCAACUCGGAUUUGGAUGAUCCCGAUGACCUUAUCGACCAUGAUGCCGAGGCGGAUGAAUCAGAGGGACAGGUUAUGCUUUGCACCUACGACAAGGUCCAGCGGGUCAAGAACAAAUGGAAGUGCACCUUGAAGGACGGCAUUCUGACCUCGGGUGGCAAGGAAUACGUCUUCCACAAAGGCCAAGGCGAGUUUGAGUGGUAG